CUUCAUCCUUUCAAAUCACACAGCCCUAAAUAGUGCAAUUAAUCCUCUAUUAAUCGCCCCUUAAUCCUAAUUAACUGCUUAAUCGAGGUCCAUGGCAUCCACUAAGCCUGCCGUCUCCGGCGCCACCGCAGCCGCCCUGUUUCUGCUGCUCAACCUCCUCUGCUCCGCCACGGCCUGCGGCACGACCAGCUGCCCCACCCCGAGGCCGCCAAACCCGAGGCCGUCGCCCGGCGGGAAGUGCCCGGUGGACACGCUGAAGCUGGCGGCGUGCGCCAACGUGCUCAACGGCCUCAUCACCGUCGGCGUCGGUAAGUUCCCCAAGCAGCCCUGCGAGUGCUGCACGCUCCUCGACGGGCUCCUUGACCUCGAGGCCGCCGUCUGCCUCUGCACCGCCGUCAGGGCCAACGUCCUCGGCAUCCACCUCAACGUCCCGAUCGACCUCAGCCUCGUCCUCAACUACUGCGGAAAGAAGACCCCUAAAGCCUUCCAAUGCCCUUAACUCCACCAUCAACUCCUCCAUCGAUCAGACAAUAUUCUUCUCAUUGGAUUCACAUCAGUUCGAUCUUUCUUUCUAUGUUAAUUUGCUUUUAGUUUGAUUGGUAUUGUGGCAAGAUUUAAGUUAAUGUGAGUGUGCAAGUGUUUGAUUUAGCAUUCAUAUCGAGUGUGUGGGUUUGCUUAAUCAGUGUUGUUGUACUUGUUUCCUUCGCAUAUUAAUUUUAAUAAAAAGUCUGAUUUUAAGUGUGUA
Messenger RNA from Zingiber officinale, 745 nucleotides. RefSeq names its product 14 kDa proline-rich protein DC2.15-like. The record is from RefSeq and is a predicted model, not a curated record. The transcript has a single exon. NCBI's taxonomy places the organism in Eukaryota, Viridiplantae, Streptophyta, Magnoliopsida, Zingiberales, Zingiberaceae. The coding region runs from base 92 to 499 and encodes 135 amino acids.